Molecule: messenger RNA, 195 nt
Organism: Sclerotinia sclerotiorum 1980 UF-70
Lineage: Eukaryota; Fungi; Ascomycota; Leotiomycetes; Helotiales; Sclerotiniaceae
Exons: 3
Coding region: 1-195 (64 amino acids)
Source: RefSeq, a predicted model, not a curated record
AUGGGUAUGCCAAAUCACUUUCUGAGAAACCCUGGAAAAGUUGCUCACGGACGAAGAAAUAGCAAUCCAUGCAUAGGCUGUGCUAUGAAAUUUUUAAUCAAAAUGCUCAACUUUAUUUUACUCUCGUGCGGAAGCAACAACUCGCUGCAAGUCGGAAACCAAAUUUUUGUACCCACGCGGCGACGCUUAGUUUGA